Lathyrus oleraceus (garden pea) is the source of this 2006-nucleotide messenger RNA. RefSeq lists its product as uncharacterized. Bases 113 to 1417 code for a protein of 434 amino acids. The transcript is spliced from 3 exons. The record is from RefSeq and is a predicted model, not a curated record. NCBI's taxonomy places the organism in Eukaryota, Viridiplantae, Streptophyta, Magnoliopsida, Fabales, Fabaceae.
CCCACAACACAACCUUUCCCACCUUUAACAUCAAAGAUUCUCAACACCGAUAAACCAUUCGCAUGUCAUUUUUAUUUAUUUUAUUUAAAAAAAAAAAGAAGGAAAACCAAAAAUGUCUUCAUGGCUUGCUCGUUCCCUUGCAAACUCUCUCCGACUCGACGAUGAAGGUAACAUUGAAAACGACGUCGUAACCAACCCUCCAACACCCUCCCCCAGAAAUUACCCUCAACAAAAUCAAUCACAAGAUAAUGCAAUUGAAUCACAAUCACAACAUCAACAACAGCAUCAUCACGAUGAUGAUGAUGACGAUGAAACGCAAGGUCGUGGUGUUAAAGAAGACCUGGAUGAAAUCAAACAAACCCUAACUCGUCAAUUUUGGGGAAUGGCUUCGUUUCUCGCUCCUCCCCCAACAACUUCUCAAUCCGAUCACACUUUCCCUCGCAAACUAGAAGAAGAACAUCAUCAGCGACAAUUUGAUGACGCUGUAAUCUCGAAUCCAUCUUUGGAUAUGGAACAAGGUGCGCUCCGCGAGGAUGAUCCUGACCCGAAUUCGAAUACAUUUGGAUCCGAUUCGGAUGGAGACCGGGACCAGGAGUUUGAUAUCCCAUCCGCGGUUGGAAUUACGGAGGAGGUAUUGACCUUCGCUUUGAAUAUCGCUAUGCAUCCUGAGACGUGGCUGGAUUUUCCUAUUGAUGAGGAAGAUGAUACCGAUGAUUUUUACAUGUCCGAAGAACAACAAGAGCAUGCUUUGGUCGUUGAAAGACUUGCUCCGAGAUUAGCUGCACUCAGAAUUGAACUGUGCCCUUGUCAUAUGAGUGAAAGUUACUUCUGGAAAGUCUAUUUUGUACUUUUGCAUUCAAGGCUUAAUAAACAAGAUUCAGAGGUUUUGUCUACACCACGGGUCAUGGAAGCCAGAGCGACAUGGAUGCAGGAAUUGCACAAACAGACAAAGCCUGAAUUUGAAAUAUUCGGAAGAAGUGAUCUCUACUCAAGAGAAAAUGUUCAGCAUCAUGAUUCUACUCCCAGCUUAUCAGAUGACACCUAUUCUGAUGACAUGCCUCACCAGACAUACGGAUAUAGAACAGACUCUUUGUCCGUGAGGGCAGAUAAUGAGUCUGAGAAGCACACAGUCGAAAGUUCUGGAUCACAUUUCUCUGAUAAGUCAGUUAUUGAAGAAAAUCCAAUUAUUAAAAAUGUAAACACGGAUCUGAAAAGUGGUCGACGGUCUCAAAUUAUCAUUCAAGACUAUGGUGAUGACGACGACGAUGAUUGGCCUGAGGAUGAUUCUGACUUAGGGGGAUAUGGUGGAACAACACUCCCUAUUGUCAAUGAAGAAGACAUAUCUUUCAGCGAUCUAGAGGAUGAUGAUUUUGGCAUUAAACAUGUUAGUGCCAGUCCAGGUUCAGAGGUGGUAUAAACUUCAAUCCAGAUGACACAACUGUGGUGAUUGUAGGGGCACUUGAGACUCACUCCGAACAUGGAAUCAAAGAUGGUUGCUAGAUGCUCGGAAAAACAAAGAACUGGUGUGUGAACUCUAGCUUUUUAUUUUUGUUCAUAAUGGUGAUUGAAGUUGCAAAAUUGCUGUGAUGCUAUUUGAGGCUGUUAAACAAACAUGUUAAUCAUUUUCCCCAUCAUUGUUUUGUCGCAAGGCUAUGUGGAUUCGAAGGUGCAUCUUGUAUUUGAAAACAGCUCAAAUGAAACGGAUAAGGUGGAGUCAAGAAAGGGGAUCUGUUGUCGUAGGUUGAAAUAGGAGCAUCUAUCUCAGGGACCACUCUGUUUGAAGAAACAUCAUAUAGGUGAAAGAAUGUAUAUAAGAUGUCUUGUUUGUUGUCAAAUAUAGAUUUUGAAUUUUUUAGUUGAUUUAUAGUGGAUGUAAUAGGGUUUGGAGUUUUCUCUCCGGUGUUGUUCUCCUGAAACCUAAUUAGCCUUGGUGUGUCAACUGUGUUUGAAAACCAUAGUGAUUACUUCAUUAACUUGAUUGAUGAUCAACUGGAAUGUGUUUUUCA